ACCGUUAAUUAGCAUCACUUUCUUCAGGUGUGUUCGUCUCAAAUACACAGAGGAACGUACCCGGCUAUCAGGUGCCUUGACUAACCCGUUUCCUCGUUUUUAUUCAACUGUUCGAAUGACAAGUCAAAGUGUCACAAGUCAGGGAAAGAGAAACUUUAAGGCCAAGUGAUUUCCAAUAAAAUCCACCAGUCAGUUUAACUUGAAGACCAGGGGGAUAUGUGUGAGAAACCUGUCUAAAUGACGAUGCAGUUUGGGAUGAAGGGAGGACACUAAUCACGGGUGAGUAAACGAUUAAGUUUUGAUUUGGAUACUGAGGCGACAGGCGACACCUGGAGCAUCUUCAUAAUUUCUUCCUCAUCCUCUGUGGUUCUGAUGCGUCCUGUCCCUGCUGACGGCUGAAAGCUCACCAGCCUCCAUCUGUUCAUCCCCUCAGAGCCUAACCCGCUCCUCCGCAAGUCAUGAACCCCUACAGGAACACAAAUCCUUCUCCAUAUUUACCUCAUGACCAUUAUGACGAUUCCGAUCAUCCAUCUGAGUCCGCCAACCUGCCCUCUGCUACAGUCAUCCCGACGGGUUUCAGCUCUGUUUAUCCGGGCUCAUCAGACCAAGAUAGAGAUCAAAACCCUGUCCCAUCACCGUAUUCAGAUCGCUCCACUUCAACGCUUCCAGCCUCAGAUUCGGGCUCCGUCUUCAGCUCCAGACCUCAGUCCAGUCUACUUCCAGUCCCAUCUCCAGCUCAAACCCCGUCUCCAGCAUUUACUCCCACACUGAAUCCUUACCCUGCCCUCGCCACCCCGGCCUCCUGCCAGGUCUCCGUCAUCGCCUUGUCCCCAGAUCUACGCCCGUCCCCUCUCCAGACCCAGUGCUCUGAGGAGAGCUGCCCGGACCUGGAGUGCUCCAUCUGCUUCAGCCAGUUCAACAACAUCUUCCGCUGUCCCAAGAUGCUUCAGUGCAAGCACACAUUCUGCCUAGAGUGCCUGGCACGCAUCAACGUGAAGUCGACUGAGCCCAACACCAUCCAGUGCCCGCUGUGCCGAGGCCUCACCCCCCUACCCACCCUGGGCCUGCCCCGGCUGGCCACCAACUCUGACAUGCUGUCCUACCUGCCGGCCGCCAUGCAGCGAGUGUACAGCAUCCGCUUCGUGCGCAACAAAGGGAAGCUGCAGGUCAAAAGGUCGACUGAAGGUCAUCGGCGCUGGGGUCGCAGGCCACUGACCUCUCUGAGGGCGAUGAACCGCACUCUGGAUGUGGGGCUUCCCAGCCCAACCAUCAGGAGCCGCUCAGAGGCGCCCGGCCUGGUUGGAGCUCUGUUCCGACUGACUGGCCGUCCCGUAUGCCGAGCCUUUCUCCUGACCGCCGUGGUGAUGAUGAUGGUGCUGCUGACCAGCAUCAUCAUCUUCCUCCUCCAUGAAAGCAAGGCCAAUGCCUGACAUCACACCCUGUCUUCCUCCUGCUUUUUAUAUCCGUGUUGGGAAAAACAGUCGUCCAUCCUGAGGGACUUGAAAGCAGUUAGUGGGCAACAUCUGUCUAGCUGCUGUGGCUAAAAGGAGAUCCAGAUGUGCAAUUUUAAAAAAAAAGAAAACAUUUCAGGCUGUAGGGCAACAAGCAACUCCUCACUCUGACAUCUGAAGAGAGGAAGAGCUGCUCCUUCAUCAACACUCACACCUGAGCUGAGACAAUGGACUCUUGUUGUUUGAACUCUAGUUCCAAAACAAAUCACACAGACUAUACUCGCCACUCAUAACACAAACACUGAGGUGGUAAUCUUGUAAAAAUGUUUGCUGUUAUUAACCUGUGCCAAAAGCUUUGAAUGCUUGUCUAGCACAAGCAUUUCCUGUACGAAGUCACAGUGUGGCAGUCGGGGGGUGGGACAGCACUGGAAAAGUCGGAAGCAGCAAACUUGUAUCUUCUUUCUCAUCACUUUUCUCCAAAAGUACACACCCAGUUUUGAGUUAAACGGAAAAAAUCCCCACUUUUUCACGUUGCGCGUAAAACAAUGUGGACAUCUAAAGGUCAUUUGAUGGCAGUGAAGAUAUAAACUUGUGGAAGGCUAUAAAAGCAAUAGAUUUAUUGCUGGUUUAUUAUGAUACAAGGUCAAAGUCUAUGGUGGCUAUGUAUCAAAGUCCUCACAAAACACUUGAUUAUAGCCAUAUACACAGAAUGUAGUAUCAUUUUUAAACAUAAAUGUGAAAUAAUGUACAGUACUAAUCAUAUUUAAACAUGUUACCAGGUGGCACCUUCGUGUGUGAGAGAGAGGCCCGCCGCCUAGCGCUUAACCAAAUGCUGUAAACGCGAGCCAUGCAAAUCCAGCCAGGCCACAGUUAGUCUGACGCAGAGGGCUGAGCUGGAACAAUUGUUCUUAGUGCAGCUGGAGAGGGUUAGUUCGCCCACAUACAGUCCUUUUCAACUUGGAGAUGUAUCUACAUUCAUCCUGUUUUUCAGGCAUUAUAGUUAAUUAAAAACCUCAGUCUUUCCAUGAUUCAAUUUUUUCUUUUUUAGAUAUACCUCACUAUCUUUACAAUAGAAAGUAGACAGUUUAACUCUUUUUUAAAUUUCUCUUUCCAGUGCAAAAAAAUUAAUUCCAUUACCUUUCUUUUAUAUCUCAGACAAAUAUUUAAAAACCUAUACUUGUAUGAUAUUGUAUUUCUGGUGAGACUUUUAAAGAGCCAUAUAACAUGUUACCUGGAUCUCGGUGACAAAUUCCACUAUUCAAAACAAGCAUGGCCUUGUUCAUAUGACCUUCUGAGAGUAAAGGGAACUGCCCACAAGCUAAACUUUCCCCCAAAACACUUUGACUUGCAAAUAAUGUGCCAUCCCAAAUUUCCUCCAUAAGCUAUAUCAUCAGAGGAAUCCGUUUUAAUCAGAUGUUGAUCGUCCUGUGUUAAAACUGUUGCUUCUUCUUCUUCUUUGUGUACUUUGUGUUUUUACUGUGCAAUGUAAAAUAAAUCAUUUUAUAUAUUUAUAUAAUUGUUUCAACAAAGCUUUCACUAUCACCAUGCUUGCUUCUUGUUGAACUUGAAUAAAUUCCUUUUUGAAUUACA
Eleginops maclovinus (Patagonian blennie) is the source of this 3041-nucleotide messenger RNA. Its product is annotated as RING finger protein 223. Lineage: Eukaryota; Metazoa; Chordata; Actinopteri; Perciformes; Eleginopidae. Bases 459 to 1430 code for a protein of 323 amino acids. Gene Ontology annotation, molecular function: ubiquitin protein ligase activity. The transcript is spliced from 3 exons. The record is from RefSeq and is a predicted model, not a curated record. Gene Ontology annotation, biological process: protein ubiquitination.